Molecule: messenger RNA, 3754 nt
Organism: Sceloporus undulatus (fence lizard)
Lineage: Eukaryota; Metazoa; Chordata; Lepidosauria; Squamata; Phrynosomatidae
Gene: MPPED2
Product: metallophosphoesterase domain containing 2
Exons: 7
Coding region: 1389-2273 (294 amino acids)
Molecular function (GO): hydrolase activity
Source: RefSeq, a predicted model, not a curated record
GCCACCUGGAGGAAGCCCCUCUCCGGGCUCCUCUGGGCUUGCCUUUGCUGCCUGAGCCCCAGGUGCCCGAGGGGAGCAAGAAGGACGGAGAGAGAGCCUGGCCCCAGAAGGGUGGCUGCUUGAAGGCUUUUCACCUGCAAAGGGAGCGGGUCCCCAAGUCUGCCUCCUGGGGAUGUGGGUGGGUGAGGGAGGGACAAUAGGUUUGGUAUCAUUUGGAACACGUGGUGGAGAUGGGAUUUUUGGUGGUCAACAAAAUGUAACUUUUUGGCAUCCCCUUUCAUACCUGAAGAGGAUGAUGAGGAUUUUAGGACCACACACACACACACACACACUCUCUAUAGAUAUAUGUUGCAAUGUAUUGGAUUAAAGGGUUGUAAGCAAGGAUUAAGUUCUCAUUUUUCCAGUCUAAUAUCAGAGACGAGGCCAAUUGGUGCUAGAAGGCACUGAGGUACACACAAAAACUUUUGUGGUGCAGUCUCCAGGGUUUCAAGCCCAGGCUUUCAAGUCCCAUGGACUCAGUAAGGCUUGCUGACAGGGAAGAGUGUGUCGACUUGUGUCUCAGGCUGUUCCUGUUUAUUUUAGGCUGCAGUCAUAAAAACUUUUUUUUUAAAAAAAAUGCCCUGUGCUUACGCUCCAUUGAAAACAGCAGGAGUUAAUUCAGAAUAAACAUGAAUCAGAUGGCACAUUGUAUCCAUUGUUGCUCUGUCAAAAAGAGAGUAACAGAUAUCUGACAGCAACCUGUGAGCAGGCUCUAGUAUUAGUAUCUUGCUUAAAUCUUCUCCCCCCCCCUUUCUAAUUUUUUAGGAACUUGUGCCUUUUGUCCAAGUAAAACUGGUUAAAAGGGGGGAGAAAAUCCUUAUACUUCAGAUGAUGAAAGAAAGCGAUGGGUCUCUCCAUUCCCCACAUGGCCAUUAGUAUUGGUUCUCUUUAUAUUACUGCCAAUGAUCUGUUUGGUUUUUAGUUUGCUUUGCUUUACUGUGUGAGGGCAUAGCAGCAUUCUUGUCUCUGAAAAGGUUUGGUGAUGUUGUAGUAUCAGAAAUACUCACAGUGCUUUUUGUUGUGAGGCCAAAUAUGAAAUGAAAAUAAAUGUUUCACUUUUGUGUCUUUAUACAGACUUCAGACUGUAAGAAUAGAUUCAUAUGUCUUUGUGGCAUUUUGGCAUUGUACAGAAAUAAUCAACAGUAUUCUUGUUGGAUGGUUACUGGAAUUCUAAGGCAAUUUUGUUUUAUAUUUAGAUACUAAAUUUCUUUCAAGUCAUCAUGUUAAAAUGAGAAGUCUACAGAGUUCAUAAGGACAUCUUUAAGUUGCAACAUCGGCUGAAACACAAUGUUCACCUCCAUCCUUUGCUCUGGAAAGUUGUAAGCUGCUCAUGUCUAUAAAGAGGAAGCAUGGCUCAUGGAAUUCCUUCACAAGGCAAAGUUACCAUUUCAGUGGAUGAAUACAGUUCAAAUCCAACCCAGGCGUUCACACAUUACAACAUUAACCAGAGCAGGUUCCAGCCUCCACAUGUACACAUGGUUGAUCCAAUUCCAUAUGACACCCCGAAACCAGCAGGCCACACACGGUUUGUCUGCGUGUCGGACACACACUCCAGAACAGAUGGAAUCCAGAUGCCUUAUGGGGACAUCUUGCUUCAUACAGGCGAUUUCACUGAGUUGGGCCUGCCUUCUGAGGUUAAGAAGUUUAAUGACUGGUUAGGAAACUUGCCAUAUGAAUAUAAAAUAGUGAUUGCUGGAAAUCAUGAACUGACAUUUGAUAAAGAAUUCAUGGCAGACCUUGUCAAACAGGAUUACUACCGCUUUCCCUCUGUGUCCAAAUUGAAACCAGAGGACUUUGACAAUGUUCAAUCACUUCUGACAAACAGUAUUUACUUGCAAGAUUCUGAGGUAACAGUUAAAGGAUUCCGAAUAUAUGGUGCCCCUUGGACACCAUGGUUUAAUGGAUGGGGCUUUAACUUACCCAGAGGUCAAUCUUUGUUGGACAAAUGGAAUCUUAUUCCUGAAGGUAUUGACAUAUUAAUGACCCACGGACCUCCUCUUGGUUUUCGAGACUGGGUUCCAAAGGAGCUGCAAAGAGUUGGCUGUGUGGAACUGUUAAACACAGUACAAAGACGAGUAAGACCAAAACUCCAUGUCUUCGGUGGAAUCCAUGAAGGUUACGGCAUUAUGACAGACGGUUACACGACGUACAUUAAUGCCUCAACAUGUACAGUCAGCUUUCAACCAACCAACCCACCAAUUAUAUUUGACCUUCCAACUCCACAAGGAUCAUGAAGCACUACUACGUUGGGGGAAGGUCUAUAAACUGCCAUUUUUCUAAUUAAAAAAACAUACAUUCUCCUAACAUGUCUCUUUACAAAUAAUGUGGGGCUUUUUUUUGUAAAUUGUUGGUACAAAAGAAAUAAAAAAAACAGAUAGAGGUUGUGCUUUUUUUUUUUGGAAAUGCAGCAUUCAUUUAAAAUUUAAAAUAAAGCAUUGUGAAUUUGUAAAAUGAAGUUUUAUGUUUUCAUAAUUAUCUUGCCAUUGUAAAUUGUUAGUGUUCUCAAAGGACAGCCAAGCUUUCUUUUAAUGAGUGAGACACCUUAUUUUAAUAUUAUUAAAUAAGAGUUUAAAAGGCAGUGUUUAAAAAUAAACACACCCAAAUUUGCACAACUGUUAUUGUUUGAUUUUUUUUAAAAAAAAUAAAUAUGUCUAAUGAUAAAAUGCCACCCUCUCCUCUUCUUUCAUUUUAAUUAUGACAAAUAAGCUCCCUAGCCCAGAUGUUUUUUGUGUGUUUCUGCACAUAUGUGGGCCACAAUCCAGCAAAGAGUAAGAUAUGCAUAAAUGUGAUGAAAUAAAUGGGCUGUGGCCAUGGAACCAUAUUCAUUUUGGUGGAUAAUGGUUUAUAUUAGAGUGUGUAUCAACUCACUCUGUUGAGAACAAUGGAGAAUUCAUUCUUGGCUAAAUCCAUCAGAGUUCCUGUGCCCAGUGCAGAUUGUUCGAUCAGGUGUUAAUCAAUUUGCCCACUGAUACAUAUGCAUACUGUAUACUGUAAACACUGCCUGUUAACAGUAAUGCAUCAGUAAGGGGGAAAUAGCCUUCUAGAUUUAGUUUGUCUCUGGCUGCAAUUAGAUAGCAGCAUCUUGUAUGUGAUUAUCUAAAUUGUCACUGUUUGGGUGAAUUUCUUAAAUUAUUUUAGCUUUAAAAAAUACGGGGAUGAAAACUGCAAUGAGCAGGUGUUCCAUGCAGUAAAAACAUGUAAAUGCAGACUCCUUUUAAAUAUGGAUUUUUAUAUAUAUUUUUUGUGCAUUAUAACUAAGUGAGGCAUUUAAUAUUGCCAGUGUAGCAUCUGCAAGAUUAUGCUGUACAGCACAUCUAAAUUAUGACAGAUGUGACACAUUUUUUCCAAGUGCUCAAGGCCUUCAAGAGCUUGAGUUUAAAAUCUUUGUGCAGUUUCAGGCAUGUAUAGAAUCAAAUGAAUACAAUCAAGCCUAACUAAAAUAAGGCUUUGUUGUCCUUUAUAUUUAAAUAUUCUUGAAUUGUCUUUCCAUUUCUUUAUUUCCUUUUUUUUGCACUGUGUGUAAAUGCAAUCUUGCUAGCACAAAAUAUUGUUGCAAAUAGUUAUUUCUGUUCUACCACUGUAAAUGCUAUUGAGCUUUAUUCUGUUUUAUGUUAUCUUCAUGGAAUUUAGGAAAGCAGUUGUUUCUUUAAAUUUAUUGCGAUAUUAUAUAUCUAGCGGCCUUUGUAUGCAAAUAAAAUUGCAAGAUUUUUAAAUA